AUGUGGAGGAAGAUGUUGAAGCUGAGAGAUAUAGCAAAGAGUUUUUAUACGAAGGAUAUUGGGAAUGGUCGGCAUACAUCUUUUUGGUAUGAUAGAUGGCUAGACAGAGGUGUCCUCUUUCAUUUGUUGGGUGAGAGAGGUAUUAUUGACCUGGGUAUUGGCAGGGAAGCUACGGUUGAGGAUGCAACUUUAAGUAUGAGAAGGAGAAGGAGACAUCAUAUAGAGGUGUUAAAUGAUAUUGAAGUUGAGUUGAAUGAAGUGAAGAAUCAGUUGUGUAAUACGAGUGAGGAUGUUAGUCUGUGGAGAAGAGAAUCAGGAUUCAAACAAGAGUUCUCAACUCAUGAAACAUGGUGUAUCUUGCGAGAGACUAAGUCGCCGUGUCGUUUGUCUCGUGGUGUUUGGUUCUCUCAAGCAACUCCUAAGUAUGCAUUCUUGACUUGGUUGGCUACGUUAAACAGGCUAUCUACUAUGGAUAGAGUUUUCCGUUGGAAUCAAGGAGUUGAUACAACCUGUGCUUUAUGCAAAACAGCUCAAGAGUCAAGAGAUCACCUCUUCUUUGAGUGUUCUUAUUCAACUCAGGUAUGGGAGUUUCUUGUUAAAGGGAUUUUGAGGGAAUCGUAUAGAAAUGCGUGGGAGGCUAUUCUGAUCCUGAUAUCUGAUGAGAAGAUGGAAAGGAAGAAGUUGUUUUGUAUCAGAUAUGCAUUCCAAGUGGCUAUGUAUUCUCUUUGGCGUGAGAGAAAUAAGUUGCAUCAUGGGGAGAAGAUUAUGCCAAUGGAAGUUUUGAAGAGGAUGUUAGAUAAAGGGGUGAGGAAUAAAUUAAGCUUGAUGAGAUCAAAGAAAGUAAGAGGCAUGGAGGGUGGUUACAAUUUUGGUUUAGUACAAGAUUGUAGAGUUCUUUAA
This is a messenger RNA of Brassica napus (rape), 900 nucleotides long. RefSeq lists its product as uncharacterized. The coding region runs from base 1 to 900 and encodes 299 amino acids. NCBI's taxonomy places the organism in Eukaryota, Viridiplantae, Streptophyta, Magnoliopsida, Brassicales, Brassicaceae. The record is from RefSeq and is a predicted model, not a curated record. The transcript has a single exon.